UUCUUUAACCUUCUUCCCUCGACCGACCGACCUAUAUGAAGGAGAGCCGUCGCCGCAAAUCAAAUAUCUCAUCGCUAACCUCAGAGCUCCUGCUAGAGAGAGAGAGAUGUCAGGCUUAGCAUGUAACUCGUGUAACAAGGAGUUCGAAGACGACUCUGACCAGAAGCUCCACUACAAGUCAGAAUGGCACCGUUACAAUCUCAAGCGCAAGAUCGCUGGUGUUCCUGGAGUUACAGAAGCUUUGUUUGAAGCUAGACAAACUGCGAUUGCUCAGCAGAAGAUCAAAUCCAACGAAGCACCUCUGCUUUACACCUGUGGAGUCUGUAAUAAAUCUUACAGAAGCUCCAAAGCUCAUGAGCAGCAUCUCAAGUCAAAGAGCCACGUUCUCAAGGCUUCAAGCAGCAGCGGAGAGGAGGAUAAAGCCAUCAUCAAGGAGCUUCCUCCUCCGAGACGUGUUGAGAAGAAGGGCCCUGCUAAGCUAAAGGGUUUGAUUGAGGAGGAGAGUGAAGAGAGUGAGGAUGAAUGGGUUGAGGUUGAUUCUGACGAGGACUUGGAGGGUGAAGAAGAUAUGGAUGAGGAUGAUGAUGAGGAGGGUUCUGGUGAAGAUAUGGAUGAGGAUGAUGAUAUGGAGUUUGAGUUGGACCCCACUAGCUGUUUGAUGUGUGAUAAGAAGCAUAAGACGAUAGAGAAGUGUAUGGUUCAUAUGCAUAAGUUCCAUGGUUUCUUCAUUCCUGACAUCGAGUACCUCAAGGAUCCUAAAGGGUUUCUAACCUACGUUGGUCUAAAGGUCAAGAGAGACUUCGUUUGUCUGUACUGCAACGAACUGCGCCAUCCAUUCACCAGUUUGGAAGCUGUUAGAAAGCACAUGGAAGCCAAGAGUCACUGCAAAGUGCAUUACGGUGAUGGUGGUGACGAAGAAGAUGCAGAGCUGGAAGAGUUCUAUGACUACAGCAGCAGUUACGCCAAUGAAGGGGAGAAUCAGAUGGUUGUGUCUGGUGAAACAGCUAAUACCGUAGAGCUAUUUGGUUGGUCUGAGCUUGUGAUCACCAAGAGAGGGGAGAACAACAAAGUAACGUCGAGGACUCUUGGGUCUCGAGAGUUCAUGCGCUACUACAAACAGAAGCCGCCACCAUCUUCUCAGAAACACAUUGUCAACUCUCUAGCCAACAGGUACAAGAGCAUGGGUUUGGCAACGGUGCAGUCGAAGGAGGAUAUAGUGAGGAUGAAGGUGAUGAGAGAGAUGAACAAGAGAGGAGCUAGGAGUCGUGUUAAGUUGGGAAUGAAGAGCAACGUCAUCAGGAAUCUGCCUAACAACGUCACGUACUAGUCUCUCCAAACUAGUGUGCUGUUUUGUUUCUGUAAACGCUUCUUUAUGGAACUUGUGUUGGUGGAGUGAAGUCUAGAACCUAAUAUGAGUUGAAGCUUUGUAUACUUUCGAAGGUCUCUUGAGGCCGAUUUUGUCCGAGUUUUGCAUCUCUUACACAGUACUUUAUUUCUAUUUUCUUAUUUUUUGACAACA
Brassica oleracea var. oleracea is the source of this 1519-nucleotide messenger RNA. Its product is annotated as zinc finger protein 622. The record is from RefSeq and is a predicted model, not a curated record. Gene Ontology annotation, cellular component: preribosome, large subunit precursor. The transcript has 5 exons. Gene Ontology annotation, biological process: ribosomal large subunit biogenesis. Bases 107 to 1327 code for a protein of 406 amino acids. NCBI's taxonomy places the organism in Eukaryota, Viridiplantae, Streptophyta, Magnoliopsida, Brassicales, Brassicaceae. Gene Ontology annotation, molecular function: nucleic acid binding; zinc ion binding.